Salmo salar (Atlantic salmon) is the source of this 5690-nucleotide messenger RNA. The record is from RefSeq and is a predicted model, not a curated record. NCBI's taxonomy places the organism in Eukaryota, Metazoa, Chordata, Actinopteri, Salmoniformes, Salmonidae.
ACCACAUAAAACAAAUACCCCCUGCCACGUCCUGACCAAACUAUAAUAACAAAUAACCUCUUUACUGGUCAGGACGUGACAGGUAUGCUUUGUUUAUUGGUUGUGUGGUGCAUUGUCACAGAAUCCUGUUGGUGGAAAAUUGUUGCAUUGACUUUAUAUAAUUAUAAAUAUGGCAUCAAAAGGAAGUAAAUCUGAUUUCCCCCUAGCUGAUCAUUGUCUGCAGCCAGCUCUGGCUGGGAAGUAAUGAAACAGUGAGCCAGUGAUGCCAACUUAGCAACUUUUCAGAGUAACCUGGUAACUUUUUUUCAAACAGCACCUAGCAACAAAUUUAGCUACUUUUAAAAAUGUAUUUGGAACUUUUAGCAACUUUUGAAAAGUGACUGAAACGCUAAAAUGCAUUUUCCCUCUAAAUGACACAAAACCGAUUUUCUCUGUCACACACAGUCACAACACACGUGCCUGACUGCAAAAGUGCAUUGUGAGUGAAGUCAGCAGCAGGCGCUCAGCUCGUGCACAGGCAGCAGCAGGCCAGCAGCAAUUUCCGCAAAUUGUAAGUCAUUGUUGGCUGACUACAGCAGCAGUAGUAUGCAUUCGACAAGACAAACCCAAUGACUAUAGUUAAUCACAAAUGGUUGAUCUUGAACAGAACUUACAUCAAUCAACAUGUCUCAAUCAAAAUUGUACAGCCAGAAGUACAGGAAAGUUGGAGUCUGUACCUGAAUUUAAAGGGUGGCUGAAGCCAGUAAUUGGGGAAGAUUGUCAGGCAUACUGUGCGUACUGCAAAUCAGAUAUGCUUGCAAAAAUGUAUGACAUCAAAAAACAUUGUGCUACAGCAAAGAAUAAAAAUAAAUCAAAACCGUACAACCCCACAACGCAGUCUACAUUACCACAGUUGGUUAAGAAAGUGGAUAACUGCAAAAGCGCAGAAGCUACUAUGGCAAUGGCCAUUGCGGAGCAUUGUUCCCUGCUAGCAUGUGACCAUUUAGGUAUGGCUUGCAAACCUGCCUUUUCAGAUUCUGUGGCAGCAACAAACUUCCAAAUUCACCGCACCAAGUGCACAGAAAUAAUUAUGGAGUACUGGCUCCUUAUUUUAUCAAAAGGUUAACAUCAGAUGUGGGGGAUGAGAAGUUCAGUCUCCUUUUGGAUGAGUCCACUGAUGUCAGUGUCUCGAAAUACCUGGGUGUGGUGAUUCGGUAUUUCAGUGCUAAAAAAAGAACCGUUGUGUCCACAUUUCUUGGGCUGGUUGAAUUGGAGGGGGGCGAUGCCAGAUCAAUAGCAAAGGCGGUAGUUGAGUUUCUUGAGAAGUGUAACCUUAAGGGUAUUGGUACUGAUAAUGCGUCCGUGAUGACUGGGGUGCACAAGAUUUUAAGGGAAGAAUGUGCAUUGCCCAAUUUGGUACUCAUCCGCUGUGUGUGCCAUUCUUUACAAUUGGCUGACAGUGCAGCAUCCAAAGAAACCAUCCCUAGGAGUGUUGAGUACUUAAUCAGGGAAACCUACAACUGGUUUUCGAUUUCCCCAAAAUGGCGCGAGGCGUACAAAGCAGUGUAUGCCACCAUUAAUUGUGGCCAGAAACCCCUGCAGAUCACCGAAGUGUGUGCCACACGUUGGCUAUCGAUUGAGCCUGCGGUAACUCGUAUAUUGAGCCAGUGGGAAGAACUGAAACUCCACUUUGAGGUGACCAAGGCCAGUGAGCAUUGCUACAUGGCGGAUGUGCUCCACGCCAUGUACGUGGACAAGACCAACUAUGUCUACCUGACAUUCUUGAAAUCAAUGCUGUCCGAUGUACAAGUUGCAGUGAAGUCAUUUGAGGGAGAGCAAAUAGAUCCUGUCAAGCUUUUGGACAAUCUGGUACUCUUAAAAUCAAUUUGCAGCAGAGUAGUCAACUCUAUGGCAAAAAUUGAUUUCCUGAAGGAUGCCAUUGAUGGACAUCUCAGUCCAUCACCAUACCUUGGGUACCUUUUCGAGAGCACGGUGUACCGACUCAGUCUUGCGCUAGAGGACAAAAAGGUAUUCGGAGACGGUGCAUCAACUACAUUGUUGCUUUAAGCAAGGAGCUGCAAGCAAGACUCCCAGACAACCUUGAAGCCUUGCGAAACAUGGCCUUGUUCAGUGUUAAGGAGACGCUAAAGCAUAAUAAAGGCACCACUGAAAUUAUUAAAGUAGCUGAGCUACUGGAAUACCAGCCCCAAACAAUUGAUAAAAUUGUUUCCCAAUGGAGAAACAUCCAUCUGUUUAGGUGGGACUCAACUGAAAAUACAUUCGAGUUUUGGAGGGAAGUCAAUAACUACACGGACUCUUCCGGGUAAAAUCCAUUUGAAGAACUGUGCAAAGCUGCACUCGCUGCCCUCUCCUUGCCACACUCAAAUGCGGAGGUUGAACGGCUGUUCAGCCAAAUGAAUGUGGUCAAGUCAAAGUUAAGAAAUAGAAUGUCUCAACUCCAUACUCCUGGUGCGGUGGUGGCAGUGUGUACUGCAGUGUGUGCGAGAACAGUGGCAAUAUGUGGAGGAAAUCAUUGAGCAGCUAGCCAGCCAAGCAGCACAACAACCUGGAGAGAGCUGGAGAGAUGCUAGCGCACACAUCAUUAUUUGAGUUAAGUUGCUUGUUCAAUAAGAUAGCAUAUAUACCAUGUUAUUAGCUUGUACCUAUAAUUGUUGAUCAGUUAGGUAGCAUGUUAACUACCAAUACACUGCUUAAAACUAUAAUUGUUCAGAAUGUGUAGGUUUACUAGUUGAAAAGAAAAUAAAUAAAAUGUAAUUGUUCAAUAAUGUGAAAUUGUUUAAUAAUUCAAUGUGUUGUGUUUAAAAACAAAAUUCUGAUCAUAUAAAAUGUGUUGUGUUUAUAUUACUUUUACAAAUAAAAAUAUGAUAAUAAACAAACAAACCUAAACUAACAAGUCAAAUCAUAUUUUUCGCCGAGAUGGCCAGUCAAUUUGAGUAACGUUACGUAAUGAUGCAGUUUUACGUUAUUACGUAAUGACAUCUUCACCCAAUGACAUCACAACGUCAUUUAGCAACUUUUAGCAACAAAUCGACCUGCCUCUAGUAACUUCCCCUGAACAUUAGUUGGCAACACUGGAGUGAGCUCCUCUGUGGUGGUCGGAAAACCCUCAACCUUCUUGAUCCUAGCUCUGUAUGGCAUUGACAGUGCCACAAAAGCAUGUUGACGUGGCAAAUUCGAUAUCCACGUUUAUAAACACAGGGUCACUACAGUUGUUAUUUUGGGUCGUAAACAUUAUUAUGAGUUAAUUAUGAGGGGGGAGGGUGUUCCAUUUAAUUUACAGUACAAAAGGAGGGUCAUGUGAAUUAUCUUUAUUGUUGGGAAGAGGGGUGCAUCUUUUUUUUUUAUGACACCUUGAGUUGGACCAGCCCAUCCCGCCUAAAUUUUGAUCUGUCCCUAACCUUAAAUCAAGACCAAGAAGCAAAUGUUUGUUUUUAUGAAUUUUUACGAUAUAGCCACAUUGACUUUGUGGCCACUGUAACCACUAAAAAUCCACGCCUCGACCCGGAAGAACAUGUGACGUAUGCCGUUCGAGUUGUUUCAGUUGACCCAGUUAACCUCUUUCAUGGAGAUACUGGCUAAGGAGGCUGUGGACAAAAUCCACAAUCUAUUCAACGAGUGCUCCGCUGUUCUGCUUCUGGAAGUGUCUCAGAGUCAAACUGAGAAUGAGGACUUGAAGAAGAGGCUAGACGCAGUUGAGACCGAACUGAGGACUGUCUUAGAAGGGAGCGGAGGACAAGAGAACACAUCUGCCAAUGGCUGCUGCGGUGAAGUCAAGGUCAUCCACCAGUUAAAAGACACUCAACCAGGCUUUUGCACUGGUGAUGCAGAAGUGAAACCACCCCCCAUCUUCCACCUGUGGAAAGGGAGACUUCCCUCAACUGUAAAUGAGCACUCCAACAUGGAGGACACGAUCAACUCAGUUAUUAUCAAAGAAGAAGGGUUGGAAGAGUACCUGUACAGCAGCACAUCAGACCCAAGUCAUUUUUUAGAGAGCCAGGCCCAGGGGGUGAGUGACCCAGAGAACCCUGCAGCGGACCCAAAGGACGAAGGCGGCGACACAGGGCCAAAGCGUUUGAGAAAGCCAAAGAUCACAGGGGCUCGUUGGGCAAAGCCCAAAAAGGGGAACAAUCUUAGCUGCAAGCACUGCAGGAAGACAUUCAGCAAACUGAUCCAGCUGAAAGUUCACCUGGCAAUCCAUGCAGCAGCGGAGAAACCUUUUAUCUGCCAGCAGUGCGGCAGAGGUUUUUCCUUUAAACGCAGUUUGGAUGCACACCAGCUGCUUCACACAGGAGAGAGACCGCACACUUGUGGCGACUGUGGUAAAGCUUUCACCCUAAAGCAGCUGCUCAAGAAUCACCAGAGACUCCAUGCAGGGUUGAGACUGUUCCGCUGCGACGACUGUGGCAAGAGCUUUAACCGGGCUCACGGUCUCAAGAUGCACCAGAUCGUCCACACGGGAGAGAGGAAAUAUAGCUGUGAGAUCUGCAAGAAGAGUUUCAGCAUACCAGGAAAUCUCCACAGGCACCAGCGUAUACACACUGGUGAGAAACCGUUCCGUUGCGAUACGUGCGGGAAAAGCUUCAACCAGGCAGACACUCUGAAAGGACACCAGCGGAUCCACACAGGAGAGCGGCCAUUUACCUGUGAGACAUGCGGGAAAUGUUUCAUUCAAAGAAGUGCUCUGAAAAUGCACCAAAGAACCCACGCAGGAGAGAGCGCCUUCCUCUGUGUGGUGUGCGGGACAGUCCUGGCUUGCGCCAAGUCUCUCAAGACACACCUUCCGACCCACACAGCAGAGAUGCCUUGUAUGUGCUCAUUGUGCGGUAGUAGUCUCAGUUCUCUCGCUCACCUCACAUCGCACCAGCAACUCCACACUAUGGAGAAGCCGCACAGCUGUGGCCUAUGCGACAAGAGCUUCAAGUCGCUCAGCUAUCUGAACAUACACAUGAAAACUCACACUGGGGAGAGACCGUUCACCUGUGACGUGUGUGGAAGGAUGUUCACUCAACACAGCAGCCUGAAAACCCACCAGGCAGUCCAUACUGGGGAGAAACCUUUCAGCUGUGAAACGUGUGGGAAAUGUUUCAGCAACGCUGGGAACCUCAACAGGCACCAGCGGAUACACACUGGAGAGAAGCCUUUUACCUGUGACCUCUGUGGGAGGAGCUUCAACCAGGGCAACAGCCUCAAAGCCCACAAACAAAUCCACACAGGAGAGAAACUUUACAUGUGCGACAAAUGCGGGAAGAGUUUUUCCUACCUGAGGAAUCUGAAAGAUCACAAGUGUUACUCUAUCUAAAACCAAUAGGCAUAGCUUCUUAUUGCGAUGGACCACACUUGGUUUGAACAAUUGUCUCGGCAUUAAAAAUGCAUUUAUAGGUCAGUGAGUGGCAUACUAACAUAUGAAGUGUACUGAUAACGUUGGUUGUCAAAACAGCCUUAUUCAAAGUAUUUCAUUUUCAAGGUGACUUGUUUUAGAAAUCAACUUUGAUUUUGAAAAAUGAAUAACCAGUUGCCUGUGUUGGGUAGAAGGACUUGGAUUGGCUGGUGGUCCAGUAACUGUUUAGUGGAGCAGAGCCUCAUUUAUUUGAGAAGGAUAUACAUCUGUAACCUUUCUUGUCUUGUGUACCUUUUAUUACUGUUGUUGUCUCCUAUUUGUAAGCUAAUGGUAAAUAAAACUCUUGAAAUGA